Messenger RNA from Oncorhynchus tshawytscha (Chinook salmon), 1970 nucleotides. RefSeq names its product POU domain, class 2, transcription factor 3-like. Gene Ontology annotation, biological process: regulation of transcription by RNA polymerase II. The record is from RefSeq and is a predicted model, not a curated record. Gene Ontology annotation, cellular component: nucleus. Bases 205 to 1407 code for a protein of 400 amino acids. Gene Ontology annotation, molecular function: RNA polymerase II cis-regulatory region sequence-specific DNA binding; DNA-binding transcription factor activity, RNA polymerase II-specific. Lineage: Eukaryota; Metazoa; Chordata; Actinopteri; Salmoniformes; Salmonidae. The transcript has 13 exons.
CCUGUGUGGGAUACUAAAAAAAGGUCAAUGUUCCUCCACUAUCCCACUUAGGUAAAUGCAGAUGAGCACUAGUUGGUUUGUGAAAUUUCUAUCCCAAUGCCAGCAUGUUUUUAGAGAAAAAAAAGGACAUAUUCACAUAGUGCUAUCUAAACCAGUGAGUGGAACAAUUCUUCAAUCCAGUAUUUAUCAUUUACAGAUAUUAAGAUGAGCACAGAUGGUGUGGAACACUCAGAGGCUCACCAUGAACAAUCAGACAUUGAACAAAGACAAAUUAAAACAGAGAACCUCAACGACUCUCUCCAUGCACACAAAACAUGUCACCCGGCACAAGGAUCCCCAAUACCUGGAGUCCAGGCAAGCCAGCUGUCAGUGGAGCUCCCCUCCCUCCACACCAUGCCACAGCUGGUGCUUAUGUCAGGCUCUCACCACCUCUCAUCCCCCUCCUCCUUCCUCCUCUCUCAGACACAACAUACGGGGCAUCAAGCACUUCUGCAGCAGAACCUGCACAACUUUCCCACCCAGAGCCAGUCAGGUCUCCUUCAGCAUCAGCCUGGGUUAGCACUAACACCUCAGGCCAUGAGUCGGUCGGGCCUGACGUCGUCGUCCAUGGAAGGACACGUGGACAUGUCCCAUGUCCCCAAACACAUAGGGGCACCCCAGCAGGACGAUCCCAGCGACCUAGAGGAGCUGGAACAGUUUGCCAAGGCCUUCAAACAGAGACGCAUCAAACUGGGCUUCACCCAGGGUGAUGUAGGCCUGGAUAUGGGGAAACUGUAUGGGAAUGACUUCAGUCAGACUACCAUCUCCCGCUUCGAGGCACUCAACCUGAGCUUCAAAAAUAUGUGCAAGUUGAAGCCGCUACUGGAGAAGUGGCUGAGCGACGCAGAGAAUUCUCCCUCUGACUCUAUGGCCAACGUUGCCUCUCUACCCCCCCUGAUGGAAGGCUAUGGAAGGAAAAGGAAAAAGAGAACAAGCAUUGAAACCAACAUCAAGUUCACCCUGGAGAAACGCUUUCUUGACAACCCCAAGCCUAACUCGGAGGAGAUCACGCUGAUCUCAGAGCAGCUGUCUAUGGAGAAGGAGGUGGUGCGGGUGUGGUUCUGUAACCGUAGACAGAAGGAAAAGAGGAUCUACUGCCCUGUGUCCACCUCACCCAUGAAAUCACAUAACUUCAACCACAGAAUGCCUUCAUGUAACACCCUGUUUCAGGCCUCCACGUCCAGAUCAUACAGCCCUCUUGCUUCAGGAGGAGUGUCAUCGAGUCCCUCUCCUAAUAGUCCUAGUCAUGGGCCUUCGCUCGGCACACUCUCGUCUGGCUCCCCUGCUUUGACCUCCCAGGUCAACCAAUCCUUCAGCUCACCAGGGUCGUGGUAUCGCACAUGGAACCCUAUGCCCUAUCACCACUGAGAAAUCCUGCCUGUUGUGGAAGAGAACUAAAACUACCGAUGUCAAUGAAGGGAAACAGAAAUGAUACAAUCCAUCAAACACACAUAUUGUCAAAUGUCAUAUACAAUACUUGGUCCCACUUUAAAUUAUGUUCAAAUUAUAGAAGCUUCAUGAUGCCUUCAUAAGCACUACAUAAAUGUGUUGCAAAGUAUCUUUAACUGUAUUUCAUGGUUUAUAAAGGGUUCAUAAAUGUGGCCUAACUAUGUGACCUAAUCACCAAUGUCAACUGCCAUAACCCACUAUGUCGAAUGUGAUAUAAACAUGUGCUUUAUAAAAGGGUGACAUGUUGUGCUGAAGCAUGGCAUAAGGUUCUAAAGUGAUGUCAUGUUAGUCACAUUACUCCUAACCUCAAACACUUCUGCCCAAAUGCGCAGAAGAUCUAGUGGACCAACACAUUAAACUUGGCCUUCAUAAGUUAGGGUUAGGUUUAAAAUCACAUUUUUGUUCUGUGAAGGGAGUAGUACACAGCGUUGUACCAGAUCUUCAGUUUCUUGGCAAUUUAUCGUAUGGAAUAGCUUUCAUUU